Arabidopsis lyrata subsp. lyrata is the source of this 1184-nucleotide messenger RNA. RefSeq names its product pectinesterase inhibitor. The coding region runs from base 260 to 787 and encodes 175 amino acids. Gene Ontology annotation, molecular function: enzyme inhibitor activity. Lineage: Eukaryota; Viridiplantae; Streptophyta; Magnoliopsida; Brassicales; Brassicaceae. Gene Ontology annotation, biological process: negative regulation of catalytic activity. The record is from RefSeq and is a predicted model, not a curated record. The transcript is spliced from 2 exons.
UUUUUGAUAAAAAAGAAAGAUAUCAUAUGUCUUUCUAGUCAAACACAUUCAGUUCAUUACUCCCUAAUUGAUCCUUGACCAGAAGAGGUCAAUGGAUUCUGUCAUUCUGAUAUUUAUAUUUAUUUUGAAAAUUAAUUUUGCCCUAAAUAGUUUUUCAGAAGUUUGGUCCUUGACUUAUAAAUUAAAAGCUAUAUAACCUUAAAACUAGAACGAUCCACCAACAGUAGCUCUCAAAAUUCUCCCAAUAUCAAAUAACAAGAUGAAUAAUUUCAUGAACUUAUUCGCUGUUUUUGUCAUGUUUAUCCAAAUCCAAAUAGCCUUGUCUCAAGCAAUUCAGUCUCCUCCGGGAUCUAACCUUGUUCAACAACUCUGCAAAAGAAACCGUUAUCAAGCCCUAUGCAUCUCUACUCUCAAUCUUGAUCCUAGAAGCAAAACCUCAAAUUUACAAGGGCUUGCGUCGAUCUCUCUCGAUGCUACGACAAAGAAAUUCAACGUGACGUUAACAUAUCUUAUCUCUGUCCUAAAGAAUGUCACACGCCGUGAAGAAUUUGAGACAUACGGAACUUGCAUCGAGGAGUACGGUGCGGCGGUUGAUAGGUUUUUACCAGCGGUGGUGGCUGAUCUAAAGGCGAAGAAAUAUUCUGAGGCUAUGUCUGAAAUGAAAGACGUUGUGGCGAAGCCAGGUUAUUGUGAGGACCAGUUCGCCGGGCAAUCUCCGUUGACCGCACGUAACAAAGCCGUCCAUGAUAUCGCCGAUAUGACUGCUGGCAUCAUCAAAACGUUGUGAAAUAUCAACUAAUUAAAAAAAUUCAAUGUUCAACGAGAAAUGAAUAAGAUAUUUUUACAAAAGGAAUAAGAUUUUUUAUAUAUUUUUAGUUUCUAUCUCUGAUCUAUCAAAGUCUUGACUCUUGAUUUAUAGAAACCACGAUACGAAUUCGGUGGUCUAAAUCAGGAAACCUCCAUAAUUCCUUACCAAAAUUUUAUAGGAAAAAGAUAUACUACAAUAAAAGAGCUUUUUUUCUUUCCCAAGCACAGUUAUCGAGACCUCCUUCCCGACAAUGCUUUCCGGCGUUGGUGGUGGUGAAAUCGCCGGCGUCGGGAUCUCUUCUAUGCGAUCUGCUUGUUCUGUUUUUAGUGUAAUUUUUUGGCUUUCAUCUUCUUUUCAGUUUUUUCAAUUCUCGCGA